Molecule: messenger RNA, 7037 nt
Organism: Macrobrachium nipponense
Lineage: Eukaryota; Metazoa; Arthropoda; Malacostraca; Decapoda; Palaemonidae
Gene: Tsp97E
Product: tetraspanin-13-like
Exons: 7
Coding region: 115-792 (225 amino acids)
Cellular component (GO): plasma membrane
Source: RefSeq, a predicted model, not a curated record
CGUUUACAGUACGGCCCAGGUGUAGUGACCUAUACAAUCGAUAUCUUCGGGUCUGUGGAGGCAGAGAUAACGCAAGUCAAACGUCACCUGUACCCGCUUUUGUUAACAACAAAGAUGUGUGGAGGAUUUACUUGCAGUAAAAAUUCCUUGUUGGCCCUCAACAUUCUGUAUGUUGUGGUGUCCUUCAUCUUGAUAGGGGUGGCUGCUGCAGCUAAGUUUGCCUCUAUCGUGUCAUCACUGACACUUGUGUCUGGCAUUAUAACCUGUGGUGUUCUCUUGCUUCUAAUAUCCAUAGUUGGAUUAGUGGGUGCCAGCAAGCACCAUCAGGUGAUGCUUUUCUUCUACAUGAUUGUUCUCUUCAUCAUCUUCAUAAUACAGUUUUCUGUGGCUUGUGCAUGUUUGGCUAUCAAUACCAACCAGCAGAAGAUUCUAGCUGAUGAUGGAUGGGCCAUUUCUACACAAGACAUGAAGUCUGAUGCCCAGUCCUUGUUCGGAUGCUGUGGUUACAAAAAUCAGACUGAAGAUCAUCCCAGUUGUAUGCAGGUAAUCAGUAAGACUACAAGAAAAACCUGUUGUCCUGAUGCACAUAAUAAUGACACACUUUGUUGUCGGGGUGGUGCGUGUGACUGUUCUACCUGUGAUGUAGCAGUUCAAGAUGCAAUGCAGAGAGGCUUCAACCUUGUUGGAGGAGUUGGUUUAUUUUUCUCCUUUACCGAGUUCAUUGGUGUAUGGCUCACAGUGCGAUACAGAAAUCAGCGGGAUCCCAGGGCUAAUCCCUCUGCCUUCCUGUAGAGGGAGGCGACAUAACUUCACUCCUCUUAUAUUCACUAACAUAUCAGAUUCUUGGCUUCUUCAUUGCUAAAAGGUACCGUCAUCAAAUUGAUCCAAGGGCCAAUAUUCACUCUCUAUUACAGUAAGCUCUCUCGAUGUGCAGUGAUGAUAAUGUAGAUGAAAUAGGGAAAAUUAAAUUGUUCAUAUGUUGGGUACUUCUAAUUACAGCAUUAAGCAUACAUAGACAGAAAUUAAGAGCUGUGUAUAAAUGACUAAUAAGUAGGAGGAAAAAAUUGAGUACCUUACUGUAAUUAUUGUUCACCAAACAUUCAGAUUAGCACUUUAUUUCAUCAAAAAAAUCUUAUAUAUCUUGCCAAGAAAAUGCCAGAUGUAUAUUUGAAAACGAAUGCAAUUUAAUAUUAAGAGUUUUUAUUUACUAUAUACGUACUGUAUAUUAUUGUUUACUUAGGUUUAAAUGGAAAACAUAAGACUUAAAUGGGUGGAAAGAUUAUUUUUAAGAAGUUGACAAAAGUUGUUGAAAUGUAGCUACUGGUGGACUAUGAAAUUCAUUUUGUCUUGUGAAAAUGUGUGUGUGUGUGUGUAUGCUUAAAUUGGUUUUUAUACUGUACAACUUUCAAGUUUCGUCCCAAAUUAGGAUUGCUGGUGAACUUGAUGAGCCUUAGUAGUGGUAAAUAUAAAUCUACCUGUUAACAUACUUGUGUCAGUUGAAUGCUGCAAUUGUGUGUGUGCCAUUAAAUGUACAUGUUGAGAAUUUUGUUGCCAUUGGUGCCAUUUCUUUUUCUUCCAUGACUGCAGUGCCAUUUGAUUUCAAAGUAUUUUGCAGCUGUUUCCAACUGAUGGGAAUUCCCAUAACUGGGGUAUGCAUCUGGUUUAAUAGAGUUUGUGUAUUUGGGCUUUGUCUUAAAAUUAUGCAAGAAAGUUUGAAUUUCACGAGGUUUAUCAGUUAGUUGUGGGGUUCAUUCCAUAUGGCAUUAAGAACUUGGAACUAAUCCAUAAUGAAUGAUAUUAUGGUUAAUUUUUAUUUUUCACUUUUAUUGUUAAUAGCUGAAAACAAGUAAAAGAGGAAGUAGAAAAGAAAAUUGAAAAUUAUAAAAUCUCCAUAGGACAGUCUAAAGAGAUGAAUUUUAUUUUUCACUGACAUUAACUACCACACUUUGGAAAGAUUAUUUUUAGUAUUAUACUUAGAAAUCCAAAUCCAAGGUUAUUUCUUAAAAGUAAUAUCUUAGAUGAAAUGUAAACUCUUAAUAUAUUUAGAAAAUUUAUUUAUAGCAACUGUCAUAGAUUAAAUGUCAUUGAAAGAGCUGGAUCAUUUCCUUUGAAUCGUUAGUGAGCCAGGAGAUGUGAUCAAUCGGUAGUGUUCUUGCCUUUAUGUAACAGUCUUUCAGAAUCAGAUUAUCAUGGUACCUAUUUUAGUACAGUAUUGUUUGUACUCGAUCCCAGUUCCACUUUCAUACUUGGUUUGUGGAAACCCUCGCAGAUAUUCUCAUUUUUGUGCAAUAUGAUGGUGAUUUUGCUUCCCUGUAGUAUUAUUUACUUGGCAAAUGCUUCAUCUUAUAGAACAUUUUGUAGGAAAGGUGUAAGUAAUAGCUUUUAUUUAUGUUUGAGCUGUAAAAAUCAGGCAUUCAUCGCCAUUCUUUGAAUCAAGUCAUCUGAAAGGAUGUUUAUAUAUAUAUAUAUUUGUAUCUAGAGUACACAAAAAUAUUAACCUAUAUUUUGAACAUCUGGGGCAGGGAAGAGAAGUAAAAAUGUGUAGCCUUUUAAGAAAACCUUCUGGGUCAUAGUUAACAUUUUUGUAAAUAAAGUGUACCUGUUUAAAAGAUUGUGUUCAUCAAUAGUAUUUACCAUAGUAGGAUAUAAAUUUUGAUUUUAUUUUAGGCAAUUGUUAUCGCUGAGAACACAACUUUGUCAUUCCAUACUAUCUUGAGUAAUUUUUUGUUCUGUGGCAUUCUUGAACUUUGCUCAUUUUUACCUCAAGUUCUUUCCUUGUCCAGUACCGUUUUAUUCUUUGGCAUUCUUUUCCAAGUGUAUACUGUUCAGGUAUUUUUUUUUUUUUUUUUUUUUUUAAUUAUAGCUACUUCAAGAGUAGUAGUGAUUGAAUACCUGUUUAGAAAUCCCUUUCAAAGCUUGAUUAGCAAUGAUAAGCAAUUAUCUUUUUAUUUUGAUGAAUAUUCUCAUAUUUUUGUACUGUAGUUGUUUCUUGUACCAUGUUUUUCAUUGUAUUUCAAAUAGCAUUGCCUGAAGAUAUUUCCCAAACUUUUUCCUCUAUAGUCCAGACAGUAUUAGAAUGCAGGACCUUUUUGGGACGAUCUCUGCAUGAAUAGGUAUUAUCUAUUGCAGAUGGUUGCUUCCUGAAUUACGUAUAUUGCUUCUAGUGGAUAUUUCUCUUUAAGCAGCUAUAUAUACAGGUAUAUACUAUAUUUGAGUUUUUCCAUUUCAUGAUAUUAGUCCUUAAUAAUCACCUUUAACUCCUUGUCCAUUAAUUAUGAUUAACUUUAGGUCCCUCAGAGUUUUUCCCUCUGGCUCAUGUGCGUUUUCUUGAUGAAACAUGCAUACUGGAUCAAAUUAUUGUGCCUGACUUGAGCUUCACAAGGAUGAAAUAGGUUGACAUUGUCAAUGUUUCAUCCUUUAGGAAUUAAAAUCCGUGCAUUAAUUAGGUGUCGGCCAGUAUUUUUGUCAGUGUGAGGCCUUGCUAGUUCAGUAUUUAUAUCCGUGAGACAAGGUAAUCCUAAAUGAUUAAUAAGGUAAAGGCUACAAGAGCAUGGUUUUAAUGUUCAUUUUUGAGGAGUUAUUUGAAAUUUUGAGUGAAACUACAUUGCUGAGAUUUUACACCAUAAAUACUUCAGUUUUUAUUCUAAGGUAGUUCACCUAUACCAAAAGAUAUGGUGCACUUGACAUUAACAAAGUUUGUUAUAAAGCUCUGAAAUAUGAUCAUGAUAGGUAAUCCCUACAAGGUAGUAGUAUGCAGGGUUUGAGUAGUGUACUUGGAGAAUGGUUAUGAAAACCAUGGAUUAAAUUGUUUCUGGCAAAUUGACUUGAUAUUUAUCUUAUUACGCCUCUUUUGAAAGGGUUUAUUUUUAAUGGUAGUAGUACAUAUACUUACAUAUAUACUGUAUUUACAUAUAUAUAUAUAUCAGUAGCUUUGCUAGUAACAUAUAUGGUGUCUUUACAAAGAGCAUUGUCAUAUGCAGAAAAAUGCUAAGGCACCUAUAUUUUAAAAAUCUAUUUAGCUAGGUAGAUCCAGUAAAAGUGAAGGUUGUGUAAUGCUUAACAUUCUAAUAGAAGACUCGCAGAGUAAUAUGGUAUAAUUUAAUAUAUAAAAGUAUCCAGCCAACCACGAAGAUGGCAAUAUACUUUUAAUUGAUUCUGCAAAUAUUAGAGUAUGGAUAAGACACUAAUAACUUGAAGGUGGCAAAUGGUGUUAUGCAGUUGUAGUAAUAAGGAUGUACGGUAAAUUUAGUUAUUUGCAUUUAUGCCUUGAUUAACCACAACUUAAUUUUUAGGAUAACUUCACUGUCAACUAUUUAUUAUUCUGAGGGUGGUGGCCAGCAUAUUAAUUUUAUCCAGAAAUUGUGAACACUAGAGCACCUGUUGAUCUUGACCAGUUUUCAUGUUUUGGAGUUGUACACCCUAAGACCUUUCCUAAAUUUUGUCUAAAAUUGUAGGCAUCUAUGUAUGCUUUUGUAAUUGGAAAAUUCAGUCUCAUUGAAGAUGAGUAAUAAAAGAAUCUGAGUUGACUUCAUAAUGCUCCAGGCAUAAGUAUGGCAGAUGACAAACAGGAAGAUUUGAAAAAAAAUGUUUACGGGCAGUCCCCAGUUUACGAAGGGGGUUUCGUUCAAGUGCCGCAGCGUAAGGCGAAUAUCUUUAAAAAAAUCUUACUUUUAAUCCUUUGGGUGUCUUGAAAAUGGGAUAACCUGCAUUUUCAUUGAAUUUUUCAUCAAAAAAACCUCCAAAUAUGGACCAUUGCGCCAUUUUGGAGCCAUAUUUCUUCCAUCAGAUCAGUGUGUAAACCUUGAAGAUGCAUUGUAACCCAGAUGCUUCUCACCUCGGUGGUCGUGGGUUCGAUUCUCGGCCAUUCCAUUGAGGAGUGAGAGAUGUGAUUUCUGGUGAUAGAAAUUCACUCUCGACGUGGUUCAAGUCACGUAAAGCCGUUGGUCCCGUUGCUGAAUAACCACUGGUUCCAUGCAACGUAAAAACACCAUACAAACAAACAAACAAACAUUGUAACCCAGAAAUAAUUUUUCAUGAAUAUAUUUGAAGAGCGUCAUAAUCUCAGAAUGGCGUAAGCAGAGUCCAGCAUAACCCUGGGGCUGCCUGUAUUUGCUUUGGAAAGUGAAUACUAACUACCUACUUUAUGAGAAUAAAAAUUAGCCAAAGCUGUACUUUUAUUAUUUUUUUAGUGUCAGGAUAAAAGCAGAGUAGAAGGCAUUUUUGCACAGUAUGCUUUACAGUGGGAUGGCAUGGUCAUUGUAUUUUGUCAUUAUAUCAAGAAAAAUGCAUGGUAAUAAUAUGCAGAAUGUCUUAAAUUUAAUAAAAAGUUGUUGCUAAAAAUCUAAUCAUUAGUGAUUAUUAUGGUGGGUCUAAUUGUUUUAAACCCAUGGGUACUACUUAAGCAAUAAAUGUAUGCUGUACAGAAUCAACACAACUUAUGAUAUAUUAAUUUGCUUUAAGGAAAGGAGUAAAAUGGUGUGCUCAAUCCGUAAGGUUUGGAAAUCACCCCAGUAAUCCAAUUUUUGACAGUUGACCUACUUUAUCUCCCAUGCUGUGUAGCAGAUUGGAUAAUUAAGGCAUUACUGUAAAUAUUAAAUAUUUCCAUAUAAAUAACUUCAUCCUCCUGAAGCUCUGCAGUCUAUGUCUUUUUGUCAGAUAUUGAAUGACAAAUCAUGAAUCCAGCUUCAGAUUAAGCCACUGAUAAAAAUAAGAAAUAAAUACAUUUCACUGAAAUGGAUAAGGUAUUGCCUGUAGGUAAUUGGCUCUUUUGAUCUCUGUAGUAUAUUAUGCAUACGAAACUGCCUCAGAGAAACUAUUCAAAAAGUGCAAUGGUUUUUCAGUAGUAAUAUAGAAGUAUGUAAAAGUCCAAACAUUGGAAAGCUUAGUUUCAUUGUAUUUUAGACAAUAAUAUAAACAAUAAAUUUUUCGGUAAAUAAAAAUGACAGGUACUAAUUUUGAAAGAACAUUCUGUUGUUAUUGGGAUAUUUCCUUGAAGUAUUUUUCAGUUGCAAUAGAUGUUCAAUAUUUUGCCUUUUUACAUUAGUUAUUCCAAUUUACUCACCAAAUACUAUUCCUUGUUACUACACUAGUUGUGAAAUUCCUGUAUGGCUGGAUGCUUUGUUUUCUUGGAACAAGGCACUGAGGUUGUCAUUGCUUCAUUAUACAUUCCAUAAGUGUAAAAAUAUUUCAAGUGUAUGUAAAAGCCCAUGAUAGAUAGACAAUCAGCAGGUAAUGAUGUAUCGCCAUUAGAUGAGAUAUUGAUGUUUAAUAUCUUAAUAUGGUUUAAUAGUCUGUUUGCUGCUAAAUUAGCUUGCCAAAGCAAACCCAUUGCUAAGAACUGGCUGCUUCAUGUGUUAUUUCAGUGACUGACAUGUCUUCCUUCUGGAGUAAUGCAGUUGAUUUGUCGAGAAAAUCAUAUUCAUAUUUUCCCAGUGAUUUGGUGUUUUCAUAAACUGUUAUUUGUUGCUGUACUGCAGAAAGCACUUCAGAAAACAGCAUUGAUAUGAACAUGUAUGGAAUGAAUACAAAAUUCAAGUGGUAUUUUGUUUUUGGCAAGUGGUUGAUGGGGCAAAUGGAUCAGAAUUGUUAGUUACCUUGAUGUAUGUGAAGAUGUAAGAUGAGGCUUCCCUAAAAUUAUCACUUAAAGAUUAAUUAUUACUUUUCAAGUUUGGUUUGUGGUGCUUCAUACUUAUUUUUUAUCCCAUCUAUAUAUUUAGAUGGAAGAAUAGUGCUUGAUUUAAGUUUCUGCUUGCUUUGUGUUUUGUUAUGUUCAGUAAACCGUUGUUAGAUUUUUAUUAUGGUUAUCAGAUAAUCCAAUAUGAAAAUAAUGGAGAAUAUUUUUGUGAAUUGGUGGGUAAUGUUUUACUCUAUUGCUGUUACUCUUUUGUUAAAACUGAAGUAAAGGCAUAUUUAAUGAAAUAAAAAUUCUUGCCAUGUCCCAGUUGGUGGGAUGGUCCUUUUUAGUGUACGUAUUUUUUUCUAGUCAAGUUGUCCCUAUGUUUGGAGCCCAUGAACAAUUUAAUAAAGAAAAUAUGAAA